CUUCCUUGUAAAAAUGAAGCUUCCCGCGGUAGUUCUCGUCGCGAUCCUUAAUUUCGCCAUUGGAUUGGCCGAGCUUGGUUCAAGCUUGCCCAAGGUUUGUUCCAGAAGUGACCCCGAGUUGGGGAAGUGCAUCACUGAAGUAAUUCACGGUCUUCGAUCGAAUUUGGCCUCAGCGAACAUUGGUGAUGGGUCGAAAGUGCCGACCUUGGACCCGUACCAGAUCAAGUGGAUGCACAUCGAAAACAAUUCCGGAUUCAAUCUCAAGCUGACGAAUGCGACGAUCGACGGCAUCAGUGGUUACAAGGUUCGCAAUCUGCGCGAAAACCUAUCGCAAAACAGAUUCGAUUUUCUUUUGGAUAUACCAGCAGUGCUGGGCAAAGGAAAGUAUGAUUUGAAAAUGAACAUCUUGUUCGUUCCGGUGAAUGGCAAGGGGAAUUUCAACAUGACACUCGCUAACAUUGUUGCUGAUAUGAAGUCAAAAUACUUCCUGGAGGAGAAGGAUGGCAAAAUGCUUGUUAAAUUUAGUCCACUCGAAACCAAACUGCGGUUCGAUAAGGGACACUUUUAUCUGGAAAAUCUGGGCCAGUUCGCAAACAAUGCCAUCAAUGCCAAUCCGUCGCUGCUGUUGGAUCAUAUCAAACCGGGCAUUGAGGCACAUUUGAUGAACUCGCUGACGAAAAUGGCCAACGCCGUUGUCGACGGGGCGGAGGAGCAUGAAAUUCUUUUGCCGUGAAGAACGAGUAAUUUUCCCCAUGCAAGCUUCG
Messenger RNA from Topomyia yanbarensis, 764 nucleotides. Its product is annotated as protein takeout-like. NCBI's taxonomy places the organism in Eukaryota, Metazoa, Arthropoda, Insecta, Diptera, Culicidae. The record is from RefSeq and is a predicted model, not a curated record. The coding region runs from base 14 to 733 and encodes 239 amino acids. The transcript has 4 exons.